AUGGAUAAGUAUGAACAAUUGAAGGAAAUUGGGAAAGGUGGAUUUGGAACAGCCAUCCUUGUCAAAUCCAAAGAGGAUGGACAACAAUAUGUCAUCAAGAAGAUACAUGGCUUAUCUGAAAUGUCGACUGAAGAGAGGCAGAAAGCUCAACAAGAAGUUGAAGUUCUUUCCAACAUGAGUCAUCCCUUCAUUGUCCAGUAUAAGGAAUCUUUUGAAGAGCGGGGCUGUCUGUAUAUUGUGAUGGACUACUGUGAAGGUGGAGACCUCUUUGAAAAGAUCAGCGCUCAGAAAAGAGAACAAGGACAACUUUUCUCAGAAGAGCAAAUCCUGGACUGGUUUGUGCAGAUUUGUUUGGCAUUAAAACACAUCCAUGAUAGAAAAAUCCUCCACAGGGACAUUAAACCACAGAACAUAUUUUUGACAAAAGAUGGGACUGUACAGCUUGGGGACUUUGGAAUUGCAAGAGUGCUGAACAGCACUGGAGAACUGGCAACAACAUGCAUAGGAACACCACUUUACCUACCACCAGAGAUCUGGGAGCACAAACCAUACAGCAACAAAAGUGAUAUUUGGGCCGUAGGUUGUGUCCUGUAUGAAAUGUGCACUCUUAAGCCUGCAUUUGGUGGUAUGGAGUAUCAGAAGAUCAUCAGUGGCUCAUACUCUCCUGUGUCUGAUCACUACUCCGAGGAACUGCGUUCUCUCUUGGCUCAACUGUUGAAAUGUGAUCCUGAAGAGAGACCCUCAGUCAGCAGCAUACUGAACAAACCUUUCCUCUGCUGCAGGAUACAUAAGUUCCUCACAUCACAGAUUGUUGCUCAGGAAUUUGGCCACGAUUUUCUUCACAAAGAACUUCUAGAGAGUGUGGUGCAGGGGUCAACAGCCUUUUUCAACUUUCUCUCCAAACUUGGACUGCAGACAUUUUAUCCCAACAAGCUCACUCUUCGCUCUCUUUUGGAAAUAAACAAAAACAGUUUUUAUAAUGAAACUGUUGAAUCACUGGAGAAAAUACCAUGGUGCUUUCUCAGGAAACUUUUUCAAAUCAACGCAGAAUGCAGAAACUGUACUCAAGUAUCAUACAAUGGUGAUGAUGAUGAUGAUGAGGAUGAUGAUGAUAAUGAUGAUGACGGUGAUGAGGGAAACAUUGACCUUGACAAAAACAUGGAUGACUCAACAGACAACAAGGUUAACCCUCUCGACCUCAUAGUUGCACUCUUUCUUUGUGCUGACAGCUUCUUGCAACAGGAAAUGGCCCUCAAGAUGUCAAUGUGUCAGUUUUCUGUCCCACUGCUGUUGCCUCAUGUUAAUAACAGUCAGUCUACUCUGAUGCUGUGGGCUCUGAGAGACAUCGUCAAAGAGUGGCGUCCACAGGAUUUGUCUGACUCUAGAGGAUUUGUUGAAGACAACAUUGUUCAAGCAGAUAUACCAUUCUUUACCUUUGUCAGGCUGAAAAACUGUAGUCUCUCCAAGUCACAGGUGUUGAAUCAUGUUCUCAGUCGUGGCCAACAGAAUCACAACAUCUUCAUACACAGAGAUAUGGAAGGAGGAAGUCUUAAAAGAGAAAUUGCCAAUGGUUUGGUCGAAGUUUGCUGGUACCUUCCCUGUGGAAGAGAAAAUCUUGACAUAUUUCCAGAACCAGUUGCCUUUGCCAAUUUGAGAGGAGACAUUUGUGAGUCACUGGCACAAUUCAAUUUUCUUUUUCGAGAGUCAACUGCUACCUUUGUGUUCCUGGACAAAGUUGAAGAAAAUGAGCAAAAGAUUCUGACUUCUCUACAAGAUGUGAAAUCCAAACUCUUCUUGGUUGUUAAUCGCAAGGACAACUCUGAAGAGGACAUGAUGUCUGUUAAGAAAACACUGAAAGAGUUACAGCUACCAAAAAGCAGAGUGAAAAUCAAAGACCCAAAGGUAAAUGUUGCAGCGCUUACAGAGAAACUUUGUGCAGCCAUCAAGACCUCACUGUCAGAUGUAUCAGCCACACUGAACAUUGUUAAUAUGGUUGGAAAAGCUGUUGCACAUGGUCUAUCUGUGGAUGAAAUCAAAAGUGACAAACAAAAGAAAGCAGUUGAGGAGAUCAUGGCGGAUAUUGAGGGACAGAGUAUACCAGACUACAAGAAACAACAACUUCCUCUGCAGGGAGAAAACUGGAAAAGAUUAUCACAGUUAGAGAAGGAGGAGUGUAGAUUGAAAUCUGGUGACUCAGGCCUUGAACAGUAUAAAUGCCAACUAUGGGAAGAAAAACAACAAAUUAGGAAGGAGCAAAGCAAACAAAAACUGUCUGAAGGAAUGAAGAGUUUCAUUAAUGCUGUAUCCACAGGAGACAAAGAGAAAAGAUAUUUUUUUCUUAAGUGGGUAAAACUUAAACUUAACGCACAUUCACGAAGCAAACUGUCUGAGCUGCGCAACAAAUUUAAAGAACAAUGCAAGAAGAAAGAUAAAAAUCUAACAUCAGAGUUAGAUCAGGCUUUGCUGGAAAGCUCGUUAGGAGUAGAGCAUUACAUGAGAGAGAUGGGACUCAUCUAUGAGUUCUCAAUUGAUGACUCAAGAAAACAUGCUGAUGAAAUAUCUCGUCUGCCUGGUUUGGCUGCUGAAAUGCUGUUGGAUGGAUUUCCUUUAGAGCUCUUGGAUGGAGAUGCUUCCAACAUCCCAGAGAGAUGGGUGACAGAUGUGUUGAUGGAGCUUCACAAGAAGGUUGGAGAACAGAGCAGACUGUUAGUACUGACUGUGCUGGGUGUUCAAAAUACAGGGAAGUCAACACUCCUCAACACCAUGUUUGGUGUGCAGUUUCCUGUCAGCAGCGGCAGAUGCACAAGAGGAGCUUAUAUGCUCUUCCUCAAAGUCGGAGAGGAAAGGAAAGAUGAGUUGAACUGUGAUUUUAUAGUUCUCAUCGACACAGAGGGUCUAAAGUCUCCUGAUCUAGCAGAACUAGAGGGCAGUUAUGAGCAUGACAACCAGAUGGCAACCUUUGUCAUUGGUUUAAGUGAUGUCACCAUUAUUAACGUUGCAAUGGAAAACUCAACAGAAAUGAAAGAUAUUCUGCAAAUUGCUACUCACGCUUUCCUGAGAAUGAAGGAAAUUGGUAAAAGGCCAGUUUGUCAUUUUGUGCAUCAAAAUGUUGCUGAAGUUUCAGCUCAUGCAAAGAACAUAACAGACAGAAAGCAUCUCUUGGACCAGCUCAAUGAAAUGACACAAAUUGCUGCUGAAAUGGAAAGGAAUCAUUCUAUUAAAGCAUUCACAGAUGUGCUGGACUAUAACAUAGACAAAAACAACUGGAACAUCCCAGGACUCUGGCAUGGAACCCCUCCGAUGGCACCAGUGAACACAGGUUACAGUGAAGCUGUAGCAGAUUUAAAGAGAAAACUUUUGCUGACAGAAGACAGAAGCAAUGAAGUCUCAAAGAUCCCAGAGUUUCUAGAAUGGAUGAAAAGUCUCUGGAAAGCUGUGAAAUAUGAGAACUUCAUCUUUAGUUUCAGAAACACUCUUGUGGCUCAGGCCUACGACAACCUUUGCAAAGAGUUCAGUCAAUGGGAAUGGCAGUUCACAAAAGAAAUCCUCUCCUGGCAACAAAAAGCAGAGUUGGAAAUCUUAAAUUCGGACAAUGAAUCUGAUAUUCAAACUUGGAACACAUUGGUUGAAUCAAAAAAAUCAGAGGUGUCCAAAAAAAUAGCAGAAGAAGAAAGAAAAAUGGAGAAGAAACUUACAAACUACUACAAAAAGAAAGACCAGAAUGUAAAUCUGAUAGAAAAAUACAAAAGUGACUUUUUCAAAAGUAUCAGUAGUCUUGCUGAGGAAAUCAGACAUUCAUCGAACAAUAAAUUGGAAUGUGUCCUUGAGCUAAAAAUUAGUUCAAAACAGGCUCAAGAUAUUCAGAGGAAAUACAGAGGCAGGAUUGAAGACAAAGUCAUGAAGCUCCUGAAGGCCUGUAAAGGCUCCACACUGUCUGAUGGACAACUGAAAUCUGAGUUUGAAAAGAUGUGGACUGAAGCCACUAAAAAUGUGUCUGGCCUGAAAGAACGAGAUAUCGCAGCAAGCAUUCUCCACCAGUUGAGAAAAAAUUUCUCAAAUCGGAAUGUUAAUGAGGAAUUUCAAAACAUUAAAGAUCUGAAGGAUUUUGGGAAGGAUCCAUUUAAAACCAAACAUGGUCAUAUAGACUCCUAUAUGGAAAAGUUAAAACAUCUGUGGAAGGGAGAAUUGCAAAAUUUUGUUGACACAGUCAUUGAGUCUUGCAAAUUGUUUGUGCUUGAUAAAGCAAACACAGAUUACCAUGAUUCUUUUACAAGAGAUCUUCUUAAAAAAAUUGAUGACUACCUCGAUCAAAAUUACAAGUAUCACAAAACAAAUGCAAAGUUUGAGAUUGACCUGAAACUUCACAUUUGUGGCAUUGCCUCAAGGGAAUUCCUCAAAAUCCACAGAAAAUACUUGUCAGAUAAAGAUCCUAAAACUCAGCUGGAGAAACACAAGAAACAGUACUUGACAGAUUUUCUUGAUUUAUACAAACAGAGAGAUGAUUGUCAACGAAAAGCAAAGGAUUUUGUCAGAUGUUGCAUCAAACCUGCUGUGGAAGAGUACAUCAAUAGAUGUUUGGGAAUACAAAUUUUGGAUGAAAUUUUGACAGGUUCUCAUUCAGCAGAGUACAGCUCCCGCUCCUCUUUCCAGUACAACAUUCAGGAAGAGUUGCUGCAAAAGGAUGACUUCAGUGUUUUUACCCCGUACAUUGUUAUGUAUGAAAUAUAUGUUAAGGAUUGGAUAAUUCAGCAAAUCCAGAAACAAAUGUCAGAGGAAAAAACUUUGUGCAAAUUGAAACAAAAGAAUCUGAAAGUCAUAAUCGACAAAAUCACAAAAGCAUUACAGCGAGCCUCAAAAGGACCAGAUGGUGUUCAACUGCCAGACAACAAUGAAAGCAUCACAAAGCUCAUCAGCAACAUGAGAAAAUAUUUGAUUAAAGACAUCUCAAUCUCAGAGGAGGAUGAAAAAGGCACCUUGUUUCAAAUCCAAAGCACAUGUCAUCCAUUUAUCAACAGCCUCAAAAUGUCAAUAGAAGACUUGAAAGAACAGCUUCAGGAGGAAUUCUCAAAGUCUGAAGACAUCACUGAGACUCUGAACAAACUUCCAAUCAAACCACAGGAUGAGCUUUUCAAGAGAGUGUUUGGUUGUGGAAAGCAAUGUCCAUUCUGUAAAGUUCCCUGUGAGGCUGGAGGAAAAGGACACGAUCAGCAUCAUGCAGCUGUUCAUCGACCACAAGGUCUCGGUAGAGUCAGGUAUGAAGAUACUGAGAAGCUGAUUGAAACACUGUGUACAACUGAUGUGUACAGUGAACGUAGAUUCAGAAACAAAGAUACUAAAUGGAAGUGGAAUCCUUACAAAGACUACACCAAGUACUAUCCAGACUGGCGCAUUCCUCCAGAUCCCAGCAUAGAGGCAUCUGACUACUGGAAGUAUGUACUGGUACGAUACAAUGACAGAUUUGCUGAUAUAUACAAUGCUAAGCCAGCUGAUGUUCCAGAGGCCUGGAGGAGAAUCACAAAGGAAGAAGCACUGAAGGGGUUAAAAGAUGCCUACAGCAUAAAGUGAAGAACAUAAAAAUGUAUUUAAA
This is a messenger RNA of Scomber scombrus (Atlantic mackerel), 5587 nucleotides long. RefSeq names its product interferon-induced very large GTPase 1-like. The record is from RefSeq and is a predicted model, not a curated record. Gene Ontology annotation, biological process: protein phosphorylation. NCBI's taxonomy places the organism in Eukaryota, Metazoa, Chordata, Actinopteri, Scombriformes, Scombridae. Gene Ontology annotation, molecular function: protein kinase activity; ATP binding; GTP binding. The transcript is spliced from 10 exons. Bases 1 to 5565 code for a protein of 1854 amino acids.